ACAGAGUAAAUUACCUUUGCCAUUUUGUAAAAUUGUUGAACCAUGAUCGCUCUAUCAUCUGUACUUGUGGUUUUUCUUGGUAUUGUACUCACACUGUAUUUAAACACAACAAAAAUAGAUGAGGUGCUACAUGUUCAGCUGAACUCAACAUAUGAUUAUAUCAUAAUUGGCGCAGGAUCUGCGGGUUCCGUAAUAGCCAAUCGUUUGUCUGAAGACUCUGAUGUCACGAUCUUAUUACUAGAAGCUGGUGGUUCUGAAUAUAGUAAUGAUAACAUUAGAAUACCGUUGAUAGGUGGAGGGCUGCAGAAGUCGUCAGCUGAUUGGAAUUAUCAAACGCUACCUCAGAAGAACAGUCAUUUUGCAAUGAAUGAGCAGAGAAGUUACUGGCCGCGAGGACGAGUGUUAGGUGGGACUAGUUGUCUGAAUACCCUGGUGUAUAUACGUGGAAGUAGACAUGAUUAUAACCAGUGGGCUGAGGAAGGAUGUGAUGGCUGGAGUUACAAAGAUGUCUUACCAUACUUCAUAAAAACGGAAGAUUAUCAAAUGCCAAACGAAUACGACUCUGCGUAUCAUGGUAAAGGUGGCUAUAUGAAAUUAACAGACAGUUCCCUAACACCUCUAGUUGAGGUCUACAGAAGAGGUGCUGAAGAAAUUGGAUACAAAACCGUGGAUGCUAACGGAGAGGAUCAGAUUGGGUUUUCGUACGCCCAGGCUUCUGUAUACAAUGGUGAACGAUGCAGCACAGCUAGUUGCUAUUUGAGACCUAUAAUAGGAAGACCUAACCUUCACAUUAGCAUUGAUUCGUUUGUAUCAAAGGUGAUUAUAAAAAAUAAAAUUGCCACAGACGUUGAGAUGUUAAAGGGCAACAGAAAAUUGAAGAUAACUGCCAGGAGGGAGGUAAUAGUAUCAGCCGGCUCCAUCAACAGCCCACAGAUUCUAAUGUUGUCUGGUAUAGGACCAAAACAACAUCUACAGGAUUUAAAGAUACCAGUAAUUGCUGACUUACCAGUUGGAAAUAACCUUGAAGAUCACCUUCAGUACUUUGUAAAACACAAAAUUAACCAAUCAUACAGUUUAUCAUCAGAAUCAAGAAAUAUUUUUAGCUCACUUCAGUAUGCAUUGACGAGGACGGGUCCUUUGUCAGGAACGGGAUUAGAAGCAAACAUAUUCGGCCGAAUGCCAAACAGGGACGAAAGUUUACCCAAUUAUCCUGAUUAUCAGAUUCUGUUUUUAAGCGUUGCACAUGAUAACUUUUUCUAUGACUAUGGUUUACAACUGAAUCUCAAGGAAUCGGUUAAAGAUCUUAUAAAAACAAGAACGUCCACAACUGAGUUUACAUCAGUAUUAAUACAACAACGCCCUAAGAGUACCGGAACUAUCCGUCUGGCCAGUAAAGAUCCGUUUGAUUAUCCUCUGAUUCAGCCAAAUUACUUAGAUCAGACAUACGAUGUCGAAAGUUUAAUAGCUGGUAUUAGAAAAAUACAAAAGCUGGCAGCAGCGAAUCCUCUCCAAGAAUUAGGAGCCACAUUAAACAGACAGGACUUUGAUGGUAUAUGUGACAAGGUGAAAUUUGACUCUGAUGAAUAUUGGGAAUGCAUGUUACGCCAUUUUGCUGUCACGUGCUACCACCCUACUUCAACAUGUCGAAUGGGGGCAAAAGAUGAUCCGACUGCUGUUGUGGAUACAAAACUAAGAGUUAAAGGAAUAAAAGGCUUAAGAGUGGCAGAUGCAUCUGUGAUGAGACACGUCAUAUCUGGAAAUACUAAUGCACCAACUAUUAUGAUUGGGGAGAGAGCAGCGGAUUUUAUUCGUGGAAAAGAUACAGUACAUAAAUUUAAGGAGCAAAUAAAACAUUUAAAACUAUAAUUCAAAAAUAUUCAAUUUUAAACCAUGCAGAUUUAUGAAUAAAAAAAUUAAAGCUACUGUCAUAAU
Messenger RNA from Mytilus californianus (California mussel), 1932 nucleotides. RefSeq names its product glucose dehydrogenase [FAD, quinone]-like. The coding region runs from base 43 to 1866 and encodes 607 amino acids. The record is from RefSeq and is a predicted model, not a curated record. Gene Ontology annotation, molecular function: oxidoreductase activity, acting on CH-OH group of donors; flavin adenine dinucleotide binding. Lineage: Eukaryota; Metazoa; Mollusca; Bivalvia; Mytilida; Mytilidae. The transcript has 11 exons.